Messenger RNA from Andrographis paniculata, 2794 nucleotides. RefSeq names its product probable galactinol--sucrose galactosyltransferase 2. Bases 360 to 2624 code for a protein of 754 amino acids. The record is from RefSeq and is a predicted model, not a curated record. NCBI's taxonomy places the organism in Eukaryota, Viridiplantae, Streptophyta, Magnoliopsida, Lamiales, Acanthaceae. The transcript has 14 exons.
AAUUAUAUGGGACGGAAGUAGUAGUAAUCUAUGGAUGAUUCUAGCAAAGGGAACGCAUUGACAACGACAAUGACAAUAACAAUGAAACUAGGCAAACCGAUGGAUGACUCACUUCCACGUCAGUCACCCAAUGGGUCUUUGUUUCCAUUGGCUUUCAUCAUUACCUAUGCAUAUAGCUCUCUAAUCUCUAUUAUUCUCCUCCCUUCCUAUAUAAACCCUACUUCUCCACGCCAUUAAUGCAUCCACUCGUUAACGGUUAACCUCUCUUUUUAUUACUACUACUAUUUAUUUCCUCCUCCUUUGUUGCCACCCACCAACCAAUAUACACAUCCAUCCUUGUCUUUUUUAUUUCUCUAUACAUGACUAUUACAGCAGACACUGUUAUCUCUAAUGGCGGCUGCCUCAUGGUCCGCGGCAAAGUUGUCUUAACCGGAGUUCCCAAAAAUGUCCUCAUUUCUCCGGCCGCUUCCGGCUCCACAUUCAUCGGAGCCACCUCCGUCGCACCCAGUUCCCGCCAUAUCUUCGACCUUGGACUCCUCCGAGACUCAAGGUUCAUGUGUCUGUUCAUCCCCAAGAUAUGGUGGAUGAUACCUCGCGUCGGGAAUUCCGGCCGCGACAUCCCCGGGGAGACGCAGAUGCUUCUAUUGGAAAUCGGCGAAGAAUCAGCACUCGGGAUCCCCAAUGAUCAGGAAGAUUCUCUUCCGGAAUCUUCGUCGGAAAAUAAGUACUAUGUACUACUCUUAGCCGUGGCAGACCGAGCCUUCCGGGCAACUCUGCAAGGGACAGCGGACAAUCAUCUCCAGUUCUGCUACGAGAGCGGCGACCCGGAGGUGAAGACCAGCCAGGCGACGGAAGGUGUAUUUGUGAACUCAGGGGACAACCCGUUCGAACUCAUCAAGGAUUCAAUCAAGAUAUUGGCGAAGCAUACGGGCACAUUUAGCCACCUUGAAAACAAGAAGAUCCCGGCACAUUUAGAUUGGUUCGGAUGGUGCACUUGGGACGCUUUCUACACAGAAGUUAGUCCCAAAGGAAUCAAAGACGGUCUCCAGAGUUUCAAGGAUGAAGGGAUCUCUCCUAAAUUCCUCAUCAUAGACGACGGGUGGCAAGAAACCGAAAACGAAUAUCAGACAGCAGGCCAGCCGUCGAUUGAAGGAGCACAGUUCGCCGCCAGAUUAACUGACAUUAAGGAGAACCAUAAGUUCAAAAGAUCAGAAUCAGAUGGUUCGACUACGAAUCUCAGAGACUUAAUCCACGACAUCAAGGAGAAUUACGGACUCAAGUACGUGUACAUGUGGCACGCAUUGGCCGGAUACUGGGGAGGAGUGAGCCCUUCAUCGGAGGCAAUGAAGAAGUACGAUCCGAAGCUCGUGCAUCCGAUCCAAUCACCUGGACAAAUCAACAACAUCAGAGACAUAGCAAUGGACAGUCUAGAGAAAUAUGGAGUUGGGCUGAUAGAUCCUCGAAAAGUAUUUGAAUUCUACAACGAUAUGCACAGCUAUCUCGCCGGGAGCGGGGUGGAUGGCGUCAAGGUCGACGUCCAGAAUGUGCUGGCAACAUUGGGGUCGGGAUAUGGAGGAAGAGUGUCCAUCACCAAACAGUAUCAUGAAGCCCUUGAUGAAUCUGUGGAGAAGAAUUUUAGGAACAAUAACCUGAUCUGCUGUAUGUGUCACAAUUCCGACUCCAUUUUCAGCUCAAACAAGAGUGCAGCUGCUAGAGCAUCCGAGGAUUUCAUGCCGAACGAGCCAACAUUCCAGACACUCCACAUAGCAUCUGUUUCCUUCAAUAGCCUUCUCCUAGGCGAGAUCGUCGUGCCUGACUGGGACAUGUUCCAUAGUAAACACGGCACUGCUGAGUUCCACGGAGCAGCUAGAGCAAUAGGCGGCUGUCCUGUAUACGUAAGUGACAAGCCAGGAGAACAUGAUUUCAAAAUCCUUAGGAAGCUAGUUCUACCCGACGGAUCAAUAUUAAGGGCCAGAUAUGCCGGCAGGCCGACUCGGGACUGUCUAUUUAUCGAUCCAGUCAUGGAUGGAAAAAGCUUGCUCAAGAUAUGGAACUUGAACAAGUUAACCGGAGUGGUGGGUGUGUUCAACUGCCAAGGCGCCGGAGUUUGGGCGAUGAAAGAAGCUCCUCCCAAACAGGUUGAAAACUCUUCACCUGCAGAUACAUCAAUAUCAGGCCGUGUCAGUCCCCUUGACGUAGAAUCCCUGGAGGAUAUAACCGGGGAACAUUGGUCCGGAGAAUGCGCUGUUUAUGCAUAUAAAUCAGGAAGCCUUAGAAGAGUGACUAUGUGCAAAUCUGUGGGAGUGUCUCUACCCAUCCUGAAAUGUGAAAUAUUCACAAUCUCCCCUAUAAAGGUGUUGAAUGACAAUGUUCAUUUUGCUCCCAUUGGCUUAAUCAACAUGUACAACUCGGGAGGGGCAGUCGAAGAAUGCAGCUUAAAAGAGACAACAGUGACAAUCAAAGCAAGAGGGUCAGGACUAUUUGGAGUGUAUUCAAGUAUGAAACCAUGUUUGUGCAAGGUAGACAAGAAAAUUGAGGACUUCUCAUAUUGCAGAGAUAAUGGAUUGAUGACAAUCCAUCUGCAAACUGAAAACAUCUUCAAAGAGAUUGAAAUUGUGUACUGAGACAGCACUCUUUCUAAGUCUGAGAUGCGAGUCAUUUUAAGUACAUUAGAUAACACUCUUUCAAUUAGAAUCAGGGUUUAAAUCCAAACCUCGCAGAUUGGACGAUUUGGACAUAUAUCUACAACUAUACAUCUACCCUUUGUUUCACUGGUGAAACAAACAACUGUAAU